AUGGAUAUUGAAUUUUAGAUAAAGGAAAAUAAAGUAGCUAUGCUUAUCAUUGGAAUGGCAGGAACAGGCAAAACUACUUUUGUUUAGGUUAGGAAUCAAUCAAUAUUAUUUAGCAAUUAAGCAAACAAUUAAAAAAUGAAAAGCAUACUUUAAUUAAUCUUGAUCCUGCUGUUUAUUCAUUGCCUUAUGAACCUGAAGAAGAUAUUCGUAAAUCAAUUAACUACAAAGAGUUAAUGACUAAGUAUUACUAUUUAUCAUAACAUUUUAGAAAUAAACUAGGUCCUAAUGGAGCAAUCAUGACUGCACUUAAUCUUUACUCCCUUUAGUUAAACUAAUUAAUAGAAAAAAUAGAAAAAUCAGAUACCACUAUAUAAAUUAUUGAUACUCCAGGAUAAAUCGAAGUUUUUACUUGGUCAGCAUCUGGAAAUUUAAUAUCUUAAACAUUAUCUAUGUCUAUGCCAACAAUAAUAUUUUAUGUUAUUGACAUUGCAAGAUGUUAAAACCCUAAUAGUUUUAUGAGCAAUCUAUUAUUUAGUUGUAGUAUAUUCUACAAAUUUAAAUUACCUAUGGUUAUAGUUUUUAAUAAAUGUGAUGUUGCUGAUUCAAAAAAGCCUUUAGAAUGGUUGAGAGAUUAUGAUUCAUUUACAGAAGCUUUAAAAAAUAAAGAUACUUAUUUAUCUACUUUGAGCAAAUAAAUGGUAUUGACAUUAGAGGAAUUUUAUAAUAACUUUACAGUAUUAGAGGUUUCCUCAUUAACUGGAUAAGGUUUUGAAAAUAUUAAUGAUGUUAUCGCAACUGCCAAGUAAGAAUAUAUGAACAUCACUCUUGUUGAUAUAUAAAAGAAAAUGAAUGAUUAGAAACAAAAGAAUUAUGAUAAAUAAAUCAAUCAAAUAUCUUAAAAAAUUUAGGAUUUGUGA
Messenger RNA from Paramecium pentaurelia, 917 nucleotides. Lineage: Eukaryota; Ciliophora; Oligohymenophorea; Peniculida; Parameciidae. The record is from the annotation of a GenBank genome assembly.